AUGGCAGAGUCGGAACACAGCAUCCACGUGCUCCUCGCCGCGUACCCAGCCCAAGGCCACAUCAACCCGCUCCUCCAGUUGGCCAAGCGGCGUGUACAACCAUCUCCAGUUUAGCGCUACCUAGCGCGGCUCGACUCCGCGGGCUCGUCCUCGCUGGACGACCUCCUACGCUCGGAGGCGGAGCAGGGCCGGCCGGUGCACGCGCUCGUGUACAACGCGUUCCUGCUCUUCGCGCCGCGCGUGGCACGCCGGCACGGCGCCAAGAGCGCGGCCUACUUCACGCAGGCCUGCGCGGUGAACCUGGUGCGCGCCCACGCGUGGGCGGGCCUGCUGGGCGCCCCCGUCGACAAGGACAACGCGCCCAUGCCCGGCAUUCCGACGCCGCUCUCGCCGUCCGACUUCCCUUCCUUCCUCACGGACACGGCCGCCCCCGCUUACCUAGACCUGCUGCUGCAGCAGUGCCGGGGGCUCGAGGUGGCGGACUACAACCUCAUCAACUCAUUCGACGAGCUGCAGCCCAAGGAAGCCGAGUACCUGGCGUCGCGAUGGGGCGCCAUGACGGUCGGCCCCAGCGUCCCGUCGGCGUACCUCGACAACCGCGUGGCCAACGACACGUCCUACGGCUUCCAAAUCCACACGCCGAUGGCCGCCGAAUGCAAGGCCUGGCUCGACGGCAGGCCGGCGAGCUCCGUGGUGUACGUCUCCUUCGGCAGCCUCGCCACGCCCCAGCCGGCGCAGGUGGCCGAGGUCGCCGAGGGGCUCUACGACAGCGGCGCGCCCUUCCUGUGGGUGGUGAGGGCGUCCGAGGCCUGGAAGCUGCCGCCUGGCUUCCUCGACAAGGUUAAUAAUAAGGCCGACGGACGUGGCCUCUUGGUGACAUGGAGCCCGCAGCUGGAGGUGCUGGCGCACCCAGCCGUGGGGUGCUUCGUGACACACUGCGGGUGGAACUCCACCAUGGAAGCACUCAGCAUCGGCGUGCCCAUGGUGACGGUGCCGCAGUGGGCAGACCAGCCGACCAAUGCCAAGUACAUAGAGGACGUGUGGCACGUCGGUGUGCGCGUGAAAGGGGCGGUGACGAAGGAGGAGCUGACCAGGUGCGUGAGGGAGGUGAUGGACGACGGCAAGGGAUACCGGACGAAUGCUGCAAGCUGGAGCCACAAGGCCAAGAAGGCCAUGAGUGCUCAUGGCAGCUCAGACACCAACAUCACCCACUUCCUUUCCAAACUUCGACUCGGCAAAUAGAUCCAUCCACAAAUCAUGAAACGAUGGAUUCUAAGUUUAUAUCCCUUUUCUUCAGUGUUUGUCUUUGUUCUUGUGUAUCUUCGACGUAGCAUUCUUUAAGUUUGUUUUUGUGUAUCCUCAACCUGGCUUGUUAUUUCACCAUCAUUCUCAGAAUUAAAUAA
Molecule: messenger RNA, 1403 nt
Organism: Triticum dicoccoides
Lineage: Eukaryota; Viridiplantae; Streptophyta; Magnoliopsida; Poales; Poaceae
Product: UDP-glucosyltransferase UGT13248-like
Molecular function (GO): quercetin 7-O-glucosyltransferase activity; quercetin 3-O-glucosyltransferase activity
Source: RefSeq, a predicted model, not a curated record